Messenger RNA from Trypanosoma brucei brucei TREU927, 1479 nucleotides. RefSeq lists its product as hypothetical. The record is from RefSeq and is a predicted model, not a curated record. Bases 1 to 1479 code for a protein of 492 amino acids. NCBI's taxonomy places the organism in Eukaryota, Euglenozoa, Kinetoplastea, Trypanosomatida, Trypanosomatidae. The transcript has a single exon.
AUGGUCUCCAACGACCCCCAGUUCGCCACUGUCACCAUCCUGAUACGCAAUGCUGACGAGGUCACGCUUCGCGUUCCUAUAAAGGAGGAUAUCACUGUGAGAAGGCUGGCAAAGGAGGCGAUGCAACGUCUGCUCGCUCGUUUACAAGGGAAACAGGAACUCACUCGUGAAACUAUUUCCGUUGUGGAGAUUUAUGUCAACACAGCAUCCGGCAAGGCUGAGAUUUUCGCUCAGGAUUUAGUGUCACAGGUGGUGGCUGUGAAGGAAGAGGUGAUACAUAUGAGGUUGCAUGUAAAGGAAAACGAUAAUUGUGUGACGGCCCCGGAUGCAGAUUCUUCAUUAUCAAAUGCCGCUGUGGCUACAACCUCAGUGGUUGAUUCCAGCGAGGCAUCAAGUCGCGUAGAUGAGGGCGCAUCGCCUAAAACGGCUGAGAAUCUACAGUCAACAAGGAAAAAGGAAUGCAACAAUGAAACAACCGGUGCAGAUCGGACCCCGAGGAUUUCGUGUCGAAAUCUGAACACUACCAUAGCAGGGGUUAAGCGCCAUGCUUCCUUCGUGGAAGGCGAAAACAAGGAUGAUAAUCGGAAACGAAAGGAUCGUACAAAAGUUGGUGAGGCAGCAAGUGAAAAGGGUGGAAGUGAUGUUAAUGGCUCCGGUCCCCUCAAACUGCAUACUACGCCCUCCACUGUAGUGGUUAAAAAAAUAGUUGGAAAGGAAAAACACAAGAAGGAAAAGAGGACAGCAGGAAAGGUGAGGAAACCUGCAGCAUCCGCGAAGGUUUUGCCAAUUGAGGGAUGUCGGGAAGCGCUCCGCGGUGGGAGAGAACUUCGUUUGCAGAAGCGAUGGCAAGGUCAUGGGACUGAGGUGAAAAUUGCUGUGAGCGACCGUCUCGGAUGGGGUCGGGAGGCGAGCAAAUAUUUUCCAGAGAAUUACACCACUUCACCCGACAAGAUUCCACGAUUGAUUCGCGAAGCAAAACGACGGGAACAGAUGAGGUUGAAGGAAGAACGAGGUAGAGCAAAUCAACCAGUGGAAGUGCACAAUGUAAGUGAGGCUGAAGGACGCAGAAGCGGAACCACCGAGACGCAAGUGGCUGCGAAAACACCGCAAGACCCCUCGACUUCUGCUGCACCUUUCUUGGGUGAGAAAAAUUCAGACGCUGGUCGGCAAUCUGGUGAAGGUUGUAGCGCGACGUGUCCAAUUGUCGUGGAGCGGCAACUUUUCAACGAUGGAGAUGAUCUUUUACACACACCUGUCUCACAGCUCGCGCACAAUGAGAAUCGUAGCGAUGAGGUGAAGACGGAAGGUAAAGAGUUAUCAAAUCAGAGUGGUGGUACUCCACUCCCUCCGGGAUGGGGUAAAAGCGCCAUAAAGUACUUUGAUGCGAAAACAUAUUGCGAUGAUCCCACAAAAGCAAAGUUGAGUCCGGAUAUUUUAGCCAUGCCAUUACGAGCGGGACUGCGACGUUCGUGCCUGUGA